UAAUCUGCCUUGUAGCCGUUUAGUCCAAGACUUCCAUAUGAAACGAAAGCGACGAACACCUGUCACAUGACACACCGACAAAGCACUCCCUAUCCGAAAGCAACACCGUCUUUGGAACGGAGACUAGCAAGCAAAACACCCAUGAAGCGGUCUCGUGGUCCGUUGUGAAGAAUGAACAAAGAAAACUCGUUAACAAAAAAAUUACUAAUUCCCCGCUUACGCCUCUUUCCCUCUCUCUGCAAAAAAGUUUUGUCGCCUUUAUGCCGUGAAACUUGGUGGUAUGUUGAAACAUUUCGAUCGUAAUGAUUGAUUUCGAUGCAGGAUUCUCUUUGGUUUUGUUGCUGGACACUCCCGCUUCUGCUGUCGAAGGAAGCAGGGGGAGUGCUUGUCGCGGUGGACAUGUUUACCCAUCGCUACAUCAUGUCGCUAUGCAGUUAGCCUUGUGGACAAGGAAUUUUCGAAUCUUUUCCGAACGCAAAGAUGACGUAAAGAGAAUGCCCAGAGCGUUGAGCGGCCCUUUGCUGAUUUUGGGUCUGGUUGUUUGUCGACUGGUUUUUUACAUUGAUCUAGGGAGAAACCGUCGCGGUCAGUCUCUCCUAAACCGCUUUCGCUCGGGUCUGAUGGCGCGAGGGAGAUGGCGUAUCGGAAAACGGUCGACGGACUGCGCGCGAACUUUCGUGCUACUGUCUCGCCGGACGAGAUGCCACCACCGGCCUCGGCCCAGAAGAAUUGUGGAGGUGAAGGUGUGCGGGAUAGGAAAACGGUCACAGAGUGUGACCGUUUCCUAUCCUCUCCCACAGUUUGCCAGCUCAUGAGAAAACAAGGGAAAAACGAGCUGGACGUGACUUUUUCUGGUCUGACUCGCUGUCGCGAACACUGCCCCCCAGCGAGGCCCGAUAAUCGGUCCCCGCCCGGAAUACGGUGAUCGCAUUACAUGACAGAGUUCAACAGAAGGUAGAAGCGCAGGUGGGCAGCAAAUGCAGAAAAU
Messenger RNA from Colletotrichum godetiae, 988 nucleotides. RefSeq lists its product as uncharacterized. NCBI's taxonomy places the organism in Eukaryota, Fungi, Ascomycota, Sordariomycetes, Glomerellales, Glomerellaceae. The record is from RefSeq and is a predicted model, not a curated record. The transcript has 2 exons. The coding region runs from base 303 to 815 and encodes 170 amino acids.